Molecule: messenger RNA, 756 nt
Organism: Arachis duranensis
Lineage: Eukaryota; Viridiplantae; Streptophyta; Magnoliopsida; Fabales; Fabaceae
Exons: 4
Coding region: 1-756 (251 amino acids)
Source: RefSeq, a predicted model, not a curated record
AUGGGUCAUCAUUGCAAGGUGACCUACCAGUUGUUGGUGGGAGAAGAGGAAGUGAAAGAGCUAAUGCAGGGCUAUGUUACUGAUGCAGAAGGUAAAGCAGAUAUAGAAGGGGAAAAUAAGGAUGAUGAAGAGGAGACCGUGCCCAGAAUCAGCUUGAAUGCAAUGAAAGGAGAGUUUCACCCCGAGACAUUAAGGGUUAUGGUGAAAAAUGGAGAGACGGUUGAUUGCUCCGCGAAGUGCAAAGAUUUACCUCUGCACGUUCAAGGGUACGAUUUUGCUGUUGAUACAUUCGUUUUGGAUUUAAAGGGUGCUGAUAUAGUGUUGGGUGUAGGAGUAGCAGCUGGUGAACCCAUAGAGGCAAAAGCGAGCCUAAUUUUGGAGGAAUACGCUGAUGUUUUUUGUGGAACCCACCACAUUGCUCCCACCAAGGACAUUGGAUCACCCCAUUCACUUGAUACCAGGUGCAACCCCAGUCAGUAUAAGACCAUACAAAUAUUCUCAAUUUCAGAAGGAGGAGAUGGAAAGGAUAAGUUUCUAAUAUCCACCAUCGAAGAGAUACUUGAUGAGCUUUAUGGUGCUAGAUUCUUCUCCAAGAUAGACCUCCAGAGCGGAUAUCACCAAAUACGAAGGAGAGCUUAUGAUAUUGGAAAGACUGCAUUUACAACCUAUCAAGGGCACUAUGAAUUUGUUGUUAUGACCUUUGGCCUAACGAAUGCCCCUUCAACUUUUCAGGCCAUCAUGAACAAGAUUUUUUAA